CAAAGCUAAAGAUAUUUGAUUUAGAACAAAAACUAAAACAUCUUAUAUUUUAGAACAGAGGGAAUAUAGAAUCUUAAGUGCACAUGCACAUGCAUGAUCCGGCAACCUCUAGAUUCUUUGCUAAGACCAUUACUGACUUGAUGAUGCACAUGCAUAUGCAUGUGCUCAUCUGGUUAGAGGCAAACAAAGUUUCUGGACAUGGCUCAUUGCGGCUUGAUCUGUUACGUACUGGGCCUUGAGUUUAUUUAUUAUUUUUUUUACUUGUCAUAGCACCCAAGAGGUCAGCUGGUGCAGUGGGGCGGCGCGGUACGCAUGGAGCCCCCAGACCCUGGCUGAUGAAGCAGCUUUGAGGGCAGAGGACGUUCAUUCUCUGCUUCAUCAGAUGAGAUCAGAUGACGAGAUGACGAGAGAGAGAGAGAGAGAGAGAGCCAUGUCUUGUCGAUCAGGGAUGAAGCCAAGCGCUGGCACUGCUAUGUACCCUUUACACCGCUGCAAAACCAUACACCUGGUGAGGCACGCGCAGGGUGUUCACAACGUGGAAGGCGAGAAGGAUCGCAGUGCAUACAGGUCACCCGCGUUGCUUGAUGCUCCAAUCACUCCUUUGGGCUGGAGACAAGUUGACAGUCUGCGAGAGCAUGUGAAAAAUUGUGGGCUUGCAAAAAAGAUUGAGUUAGUUAUUUGUUCCCCUUUACUGAGGACGAUGCAGACUGCAGUGGGGGUUUUUGGUGGUGAAAGCUAUACUGGUGGAGUUGGUUCACCUCCUUUAAUGGUGGAAAAUGCUGGACAAAGUGAACGUCUGGCUAUUUCAAGUUUGAACUGCCCACCAUUUCUUGCAAUUGAGACCUGCAGGGAGCGUUUGCAAGGUGACCAUCCAUGUGACAAGAGGAGGAGCAUUACAGAAUAUCGAACUCUCUUUCCUGCAAUUGAUUUUUCACUGAUAAUGAAUGAUGAAGAUGUUCUGUGGUUACCAGAUGUUAGAGAAGCACAUAAGUCGGUUGCAGCGAGGGGUAUGAAGUUCAUGGAUUGGUUAUGGACGAGAGAAGAGAAAGAGAUAGCUAUUGUCACCCAUAGUGUUCUAUUACAAGAUACCUUACGCAUGUACAGCAAGGAGUGCCAUCCAACCAUAAGAUACGAAAUGAGCAAGCGCUUCGCGAACUGUGAACUCCGAUCAAUGGUGCUGGUUGAUACAAGUAUGCUUGGGUCUGCAGGUUCCCCUAGUUUGAACUACCCAGGCGAGAUCCCAACCGGACUUGACCAGCCCAGCGAUGUCAUAGAAAAUGAGGAAGCAUCUUGAGGAGCCUCAUGCACGUACGCGUGCGCUGAUAAAUUUUAAGAUUGAUGAAAGGCACUGCAGAUGCUUUUUUGUCGAUACGUACCAGGUUCUAUAUAAGAAACCUAACCAAGUUGAGGUAUUGGGUAAGAAUCAUUAUUCAUCUGAGCACUCAUCUAGGAGUAAAAGAAUCCAUUGGGUACCAUUCUUCAUGAAACAAGUCUCACUCGGGAGAUCCCAAUACUUCUUCAUUUCUUCUCUCAAAAGUUUAGAGAAUGAACACCUCACCAGGGCAUGGUGUUCAGUUUCAUCUUCCAUGCCACAAAUUUUGCUUUAUUGUUCCUCUUAGCUCUAUUGUGCUUAGUUGCUAAAGAGUCUGUGGCCACACGCCAUGCAAAAUUCUUAACUUUUGCUAGGCUAGACUGCUGCCUGUGCGCCAUAUCGUCUGCUGAUGUCACCAUAUCGCUGCUGAAAGCAAUUGGGCCGGCUGUUGAUAUUGGGCCGUGCGGUACCUGUCCUUCCCAUAAUAACCCUCUGUUUGGCCCGGCCACUUUCAAACGAUGGUUCAGAAUGUCCAAGGAUAUAUUUCUUGCACAUUGCAAUUGGAAAUGCCGUGGAAGCUAAUUAUCCAUACUUCGAGUAAAAAAAGAAACUACUGCUUUGUUUAGAUAAAGGAAAAAUUUUCCAGCCUCAACACCCACACAUUGAGUGCAUAUAGCCAAAGAACCUAGUGCUGUACUGCUGUGUUAGAGCAACUCCAACAGAAUUCUCACGUUUAGCUUCUUCAUUGUAGAGUGUUACGUGAAGCCAGAAUUAUCACGGCUAUCUCCUUCAUUGUAGAGGGAAGUGCUUUGAAAAAUGCCCAUCGUGCUGUACCACCUGGUGUAGCGGUUCUUGCUGAAAAUUUAACCAGCACUGUAUAUCGUGUACACAGGAGAACUACAUUGCAUUGCACUAAAUCAGCCAUUGAAACAUCUUUCUGAUGCUACUU
Setaria italica (foxtail millet) is the source of this 2261-nucleotide messenger RNA. RefSeq names its product phosphoglycerate mutase-like protein. The record is from RefSeq and is a predicted model, not a curated record. The coding region runs from base 383 to 1294 and encodes 303 amino acids. The transcript is spliced from 9 exons. Gene Ontology annotation, molecular function: phosphatase activity. NCBI's taxonomy places the organism in Eukaryota, Viridiplantae, Streptophyta, Magnoliopsida, Poales, Poaceae. Gene Ontology annotation, cellular component: cytoplasm.